GAAUCUCUCAAAGAAUCAAAGAUUUCCCAAGCUAAUAAUCUGUGUAGCGAGCCCCGGUAUGUUAUACAGCUCUACAUGAUUAAAUCAUAAAACUAAUAUAGCUCUCAGCCUCGGGCUCAAUUCCCGAGUUCAUGAUGAACUUCGAAUGCUUUUUUUGCAAUUUUUCUUUUUUUUGGGUCAGAUUGACCUGGUUGGUUGGCUUGCAGAAGGUAUUUUUUAUGUGGGGAAGCGAGGAUGUCAAGCGAGCUUUUCGAGAUCCGGUCCGGCCCCGGAGUAGUAAAGCACAUUCAUUAUAGUCUGGCAAUUUUCUUUUCAACUCUGAGAUGCUUUUCUAAGCCUCGACUUCCUAUUUAUUGAAGACGAGGUGCAGGUGUCCAGCUGUUUGUCCUAUGAACGUGAUUCGCAAGUCACCUACCAGUACUUUCCGCAUGGAGACAAAUUUUCACCGAACGUUGCAUUUCUUGAAGGAGGAAGAGAGAAAGAUAAAAGUAUGUGUGAAAUGCAGAGUAAUCACUUUCAGACUAUAUCUGGCAAGUGCUACUGCUUCAUUCUCCAGUCAGCUUCUUGACAUUAUAGCAUGGUCAAAACAGAAAGUGUUACAGCUUGAAUUGUUUGUAUGCUCUCAGAAUUAUUUGGUCAAAAUUCGUCUGUCAUCCUUGUGCUUCAAGCAUUGUCAGACCAUGAUUGUGGCUGCUAUAAUCUUAGUUCCUGAUUCCCAAAGUCUGUUUCCUUCAUGCACUCAGAAGCUCUGUCCGUUCACUCAACGUGACAAUGAACAAGCCAUUGACAGUAAAAUCCACUUGACAGCAGAAAAUUCUUUAACGGUGAAAAUAAUAUCCCGAAACGAUAACAAGCAUCCGCAGCAGACAAACGCCGUCGCAACGGCCAAAACUGCUGCAGAACAGCACUUGAUUUGCUGUAGCCGACCGUACCUGGAUACCUCAAACCCGUGGUUCAGCAAGGAACCGUGUCCAUUAUUUGUUUGAAGAAGUUGAGGAGGCAAGGUGGGGGUUUAUAUAGGCAAGUCCAGCCGAGAUAUGAGUCACAAGGCUGCUUGCAAUUGUGGGCUUGAUGGUUGAGUGAAUAAAUUUUUUUGCUCAAAGUUGAAUCUUUAUGGUCCUAAGGCAAAAGACUUGAGCAAUACAACUCACUCACUUCACCCAGUGAAUCUAUUCAAGUUCUA
This is a messenger RNA of Mollisia scopiformis, 1183 nucleotides long. RefSeq lists its product as uncharacterized. The record is from RefSeq and is a predicted model, not a curated record. The transcript has a single exon. NCBI's taxonomy places the organism in Eukaryota, Fungi, Ascomycota, Leotiomycetes, Helotiales, Mollisiaceae. The coding region runs from base 390 to 986 and encodes 198 amino acids.